GUAUUUUCUUUUCCAUUUGACGUCCAUCAGUCAGCCACCCUCUCGAGUUUAGAAGUCGCAGCCCUCCCUCCCACGUUCGUAUCGUCUCCAGAUAUACCGGACUCAUUUCUCAUAAAAUCUAUCCGGCCGUGUAAAAUCUCGUCCGGUUUGUGCGUUUAGGCUCGCAGGGAAAGGAGGAGGUGGAUAAUGGCUUGGAGGUUAAGCACAGCGGAUGUGUGCGGGUUCAAAUUCUUGAUCUCUUUGGCGGUUAUGUAUGGCCUCAUGGCGAUGCUCGCCUACUCCGUCCUCCAUAUGAAGUUCAUUAAGCCGCUCGGCAUCCAGGCGCCUCUCGAUCGCUUCUCCGAGGCGAGGGCGCUCCAACACGUCCGAAUUUUGUCCAAAGAAAUCGAUGGCCGUCAAGAAGGGCGUCCUGGCUUGCGAGAAGCUGCUCAUUAUAUCAAAGGCCAGCUGGAAACAACAAAGGAGCGGGCUGGGUCCCAUAUUAGACUAGAUGUCGAGGAGAGCAUUGUUAAUGGCUCCUUCAAAAUGAUAUUCUUAGGCCACAGCAUAACUAUGGCGUAUAGAAACCACACAAAUAUUGUAAUGAGGAUAUCAUCCGCAGACUCAAAAGAUACUGAUCCAUCACUUUUACUGAACGGCCAUUUUGAUAGUCCGCUUGGUUCCCCAGGUGCUGGUGACUGUGGUUCAUGUGUUGCAUCAAUGUUAGAAGUAGCAAGACUCACUGUAGAUUCUGGCUGGGUCCCUCCUCGACCUAUUAUUUUUCUUUUCAAUGGUGCAGAAGAGCUAUUUAUGUUGGGUUCACAUGGUUUCAUGAAGACACAUAAAUGGCAUGAUACAGUUGGAGCUUUCAUAAAUGUAGAAGCAUCUGGUACUGGAGGUCUAGACUUAGUUUGCCAGUCUGGACCUGGUUCAUGGCCUUCUCAAGUCUAUGCCCAAUCAGCAGUAUACCCAAUGGCACAUAGUGCUGCUCAGGAUGUUUUUCCUGUUAUUCCAGGAGACACAGAUUAUCGAAUAUUUUCCCAAGAUUUUGGCAAUAUUCCUGGGCUGGAUAUUAUCUUUCUCCUUGGUGGUUAUUUUUAUCAUACCUCCUAUGAUACAAUGGAGAGACUAUUACCUGGAAGCAUCCAAGCACGCGGAGAAAAUUUAUUCAGCCUAAUGAAGGCCUUCACCAAUUCUUCUAAGCUACGAAACCCCCACGAUAGAGAACUUCUGGUUGCUACUGAUGCAGAUGAACGAUCUGUUUUCUUUGAUUACUUAACAUGGUUCAUGAUAUUCUAUUCAAGAAGGGUAGCUGUGGUACUUCAUAGUAUUCCUAUCGCCAUCUUCCUUAUUGUGCCAUUCAUUUUGUGUUUACUGUAUUCUGGGUUGCGUUCUUGGUUUGCAAUCAUCUGUGAUUUUACAAGAGGAAUACUAUUCCAUUUUGCUGGGAUUAUUCUUGCAAUUAUUAUUCCAAUUUUAUGUUCCAUCCUAAGGUUGCUGUUCUCUAGUCAUCCAAUGAGCUGGUUUGCUCAUCCAUACUUGGCUUUCAUGAUGUUUGUCCCUUGUUCACUUGCUGGUCUGUUAAUUCCAAGAUUUGUUUGGAGUUGUGUACCCCUCUUUCAAGGCAUUUCACUUCUUAAGACAUCUAGAGAGGUAUUAUCUGAUGAAGCAAGAUUUUGGGGAGCAUUUGGGUUUUAUGCCAUAUUAACUUUGGCUUAUCUUUUAGCUGGUCUGUGUGGAGGCUUCUUGACUUUUUUUGUGUCCGCUUCUAUGCUUGCUGCAUGGGCUUCCUUUUGCUUGUCAAAAUCUUAUAGUUGUCAACCAUUCAGGUCAACAGUGUUUUACAUGAUACCUCUGAUUCCAUUCCUUACUUACUCUGUUUACUUUGCGGGUUUUCUUGCUCAAUUUUUGAUUGAGAGGAUGGGUAUGAUGGGCGCUGUUCCUCCACCUUUUGGAUAUUUUCUUCCAGAUAUAAUAGUGGCAGCAUUAAUUGGAGUUGCAACUGGUUUCUGUGUGGGCCCCCUAAUACCUAUAUGCGGUCAUUGGUUGGCAAGGUCAUCAAUUUUUCAAUUUUUGCUGCAUCUUAGCGUGCUUGCCUUGGCUGUGUCAUCGCAAUUCUUUCCUUACAGCAUGGAUGCACCUAAGAGGGUUAUCUUUCAGCAUACCGUUCUUACUGCAGAUGGAAAUCAGGUUCUGGACUGCACUUACGAUUUUUCUGUACUGGAUUCGAAUUCUUUAGCUUUUGUUUUCGACUAUGCACCUGAAGUGGCAAAUGAAUUGCACAUUGGUUCGGAGUUUUCUUUUGAAACUGCAACAUUGCCUCACCGGGAGACUUGGAUGGCGCUAUUUCCAGUUUCUCUUUUGUUCUCAAGAAGCUUGAAGCUUCCUACAAAAAGUGACGAUGUCCUUAAGCAGUAUUCAUACUUCCCCCAUUUGUCUAUUCAUAAGCCACAUACGAUAUCUAGCGACGGAUCUCGAAGGGUUUACUUGGAACUUUCUUUAGGUUCCUUAGAGGAGGUUUGGGUUGCAGUCCUCAACAUUACUGGUCCUCUAUCCAGUUGGUCAUUUGCAGAUAAUAUUCUUCCAGCUCCUGAAACAGUCGAUGGCGGUCCACCUUCAUAUAUAUGUCGGCUUAGCGGAGCCAGCCAUGAGAAUUGGACCUUUUGGUUAGAGGCUAGCAGUUCUGAGGAUUUAAGGGUGGAAGUUGCUGUAUUAGAACAAAAAUUAGUUGAUGCAGCAAAGAAGUUGAAAAGCCUAUUUCCGGACUGGGUGGAUGUUACUGCUUAUUCUAGCUUUAUGUCCAGUUAUAUCUUUUAGUUCCACAUUGGCAGUUCUGUUUUGCAGACAUUCAACAAUUUUGUAUGAGAAUUCAAUAAAACCAAUCUCAGCUUUAUAAUU
Messenger RNA from Juglans microcarpa x Juglans regia, 2877 nucleotides. RefSeq names its product endoplasmic reticulum metallopeptidase 1-like. The transcript has 21 exons. Gene Ontology annotation, biological process: proteolysis. Gene Ontology annotation, molecular function: metalloexopeptidase activity. The coding region runs from base 187 to 2796 and encodes 869 amino acids. Lineage: Eukaryota; Viridiplantae; Streptophyta; Magnoliopsida; Fagales; Juglandaceae. The record is from RefSeq and is a predicted model, not a curated record.